CAGGAAGAUGAACAGAACUUAACAGCACUUUAGGACUUGACUUCUGAUGGGCUGGAUCUUUUCUUGGCAGGAGUUUUUGAAGAUUCAUGCAGUGAAAGAAGAAACAGCCAAUGGCUUCAGAAUCCAUGGUGCCAGAGCAGGCAAAACAACAUCUGGUAAAGGGAAAAAGGCGGCAGCAGCAGCAGCAGCAGCAGCAGCAAACUAGGUCUUCCAACAGUGAUGGUGAAGAUGACAUCUUUGUAUUUGAAGCAAAUGAGGCUUGGAAAGAUUUUCAUAGCUCUCUUCUUCACUUCUUUGAAGCUGGAGAGCUCUGCGAUGUUACACUGAAGGUUGGUUCAAAGCUUAUCUCCUGCCACAAACUGGUGCUAGCUUGUGUUAUACCUUACUUCAGAGCCAUGUUUCUUUCGGAAAUGGCUGAAGCCAAGCAGACAUUGAUUGAGAUCAGGGACUUUGAUGGAGAUGCAAUAGAAGACCUAGUGAAGUUUGUGUACUCCUCCCGGCUUACUCUGACGGUGGAUAACGUCCAGCCUCUCUUGUAUGCUGCUUGCAUUCUUCAGGUGGAACUGGUAGCAAAGGCAUGCUGUGACUACAUGAAGCUGCACUUCCAUCCCUCCAACUGCCUGGCAGUCAGGGCAUUUGCAGAGAGUCAUAACCGCAUUGACUUGAUGGACAUGGCUGAUCAGUAUGCUUGCGAACAUUUUACAGAAGUGGUGGAGUGUGAAGACUUUGUGAGCAUGUCACCACAGCACCUCCAUAAACUCCUGUCCUCCAGUGACCUGAAUAUUGAAAAUGAAAAGCAAGUUUACAAUGCUGCUAUCAAGUGGCUGCUAGCCAAUCCACAGCAUCAUGCUAUGUGGCUGGAUGAAAUACUUGCGCAGGUACGGCUGCCUCUCUUGCCCAUUUGUUUCCUUAUGGGUGUUGUGGCAAAGGAAGAGAUUGUCAAGCAGAAUCUAAAAUGUAGGGAUUUGCUGGAUGAAGCAAGAAACUACCACCUUCACCUGAGCAGCAGGGCAGUGCCAGACUUUGAGUACUCCAUUCGCACAACACCAAGGAAGCAGACUGCUGGUGUGCUGUUCUGUGUUGGUGGUAGAGGUGGAUCAGGUGAUCCAUUUCGCAGCAUUGAAUGUUACUCUAUCAGCAAAAACAACUGGUUCUUCGGCCCUGAAAUGAACAGCAGGAGAAGGCACGUGGGUGUGAUCUCUGUGGGAGGUAAAGUCUAUGCAGUAGGUGGGCAUGAUGGAAAUGAACACUUAGGAAGCAUGGAAGUAUUUGAUCCUCUCACAAACAAGUGGAUGAUGAAGGCAUCAAUGAACACAAAGAGGAGAGGAAUUGCUCUUGCCUCCCUUGGUGGCCCCAUUUAUGCAAUAGGAGGUUUAGAUGACAACACUUGCUUCAGCGAUGUGGAAAGAUAUGACAUUGAUUCUGAUCGAUGGAGUGCAGUUGCCCCAAUGAACACUCCCAGGGGAGGAGUCGGCUCUGUAGCCCUUGUGAACCAUGUUUAUGCUGUGGGUGGCAAUGAUGGUGUAGCAUCUCUUUCCAGUGUGGAGAAAUAUGAUCCCCAUUUGGAUAAGUGGACAGAAGUGAAAGAGAUGGGUCAGCGAAGAGCUGGCAAUGGUGUCAGCGAGCUCCAUGGCUGCUUGUAUGUUGUUGGUGGCUUUGAUGACAACUCUCCACUGAGCUCAGUGGAGCGGUUUGACCCACGCAGUAACAAAUGGGAAUAUGUAGCAGAGCUUACAACUCCGAGGGGUGGCGUUGGCAUAGCGACACUGAUGGGUAAAAUUUUUGCAGUUGGAGGUCAUAAUGGCAACACGUACCUGAAUACAGUGGAAGCGUUUGAUCCCAUAGUGAAUAGAUGGGAACUCGUCGGCUCUGUGUCACACUGCAGGGCAGGGGCAGGCGUGGCUGUGUGCUCUUGUCUCAGCAGCCAGGUCCGGGAUGUGGGCCAAGGAUCCAGCAACGUUGUUGACUGCAUGUGAGCUCUGCUGCCUCCUCCAAAUUCCAG
Haliaeetus leucocephalus (bald eagle) is the source of this 2002-nucleotide messenger RNA. RefSeq names its product kelch-like family member 8 (gene KLHL8). The record is from RefSeq and is a predicted model, not a curated record. NCBI's taxonomy places the organism in Eukaryota, Metazoa, Chordata, Aves, Accipitriformes, Accipitridae. Bases 111 to 1976 code for a protein of 621 amino acids. Gene Ontology annotation, molecular function: protein binding. The transcript is spliced from 9 exons.